Hyaloscypha bicolor E is the source of this 820-nucleotide messenger RNA. RefSeq names its product HET-domain-containing protein. The record is from RefSeq and is a predicted model, not a curated record. The transcript has a single exon. NCBI's taxonomy places the organism in Eukaryota, Fungi, Ascomycota, Leotiomycetes, Helotiales, Hyaloscyphaceae. The coding region runs from base 92 to 385 and encodes 97 amino acids.
AUUAUGUGGAUCGCAACCUAAGUACUUCCGCCUAUAACCCUUGCUAUAUCGAAUAGCAGACGUGCAGACCGUUCAAUGCUCCAGCUCCAAAAUGCGUCUUCUAAAGCUAGAAGCAAAUGGCGAAUUUAGCCUCACGAACGACAUCACCUAUCCCACAACGCCUUAUGCGAUACUUUCACACACCUGGGGAGAAGACGACGAAGAGGUCACCUUCGAUAACCUAAAGGAUGGCUCUGGGAAGACGAAAAACGGAUACAAAAAGCUUCGGUUCUGUGGACAGCAGGCCGCUCGUAAUGGCCUACAAUACUUCUGGGUAGACACUUGUUGCAUCAACAAAUCGAAUAGUACUGAGCUUUCGGAAGCUAUUAACUCCAUGUUUCGCUAGUAUCGCAAAGCGGCCAUAUGCUAUGUGUACCUGGCAGAUGUUUGGACAAAAGAUCAAAUAGACCCGUCUUUAAAGCUAUGGGAAGCAGCUUUUGGGAAUAGUCGAUGGUUUACCCGUGGUUGGACACUUCAGGAGCUUAUCGCACCGCUGUUAGUGGAGUUCUUCUCCUCGAAUGGCGACCGACUCGGUAAUAAGAAAUCAUUAGAGGUACAGCUUCACAGGAUAACGGGGAUUCCUAUUCUCGCUCUUCAGGGCAGCCCUCUUUCUGAUUUCAGCUUCGACGAGCGAGUAUUAUGGGCACGAAAUCGAGAUACUAAGCGUGAAGAAGACCUUACUUAUUCCCUGCUAGGCAUCUUUGAUAUCUCAAUACCAAUUAUCUAUGGUGAGGGGAAGGAGAACGCAUUCCGCAGGCUGAACCGCGAAUGGAAAUACCGA